Linum tenue is the source of this 3800-nucleotide messenger RNA. The record is from the annotation of a GenBank genome assembly. NCBI's taxonomy places the organism in Eukaryota, Viridiplantae, Streptophyta, Magnoliopsida, Malpighiales, Linaceae.
AUUUUUUCGAAAUCCCAAAUUAUUAAAGAAAAUAAAACAAAAAACAAAGGUUUCAGCAAAUAAAAAUCGCCAAUAGAACCAUAGCCAAACCUGAUUGAAAUAGACACACUCGACAUUUUAAUGAGCUGAAUGCAAUCGGAUCUCUUCGUACCAUUUCUACUAUUAGCAGCGGCAGGUAAGCUAGAAGCCAAAGGGACAGCGGGAGUGACAGGAUCCAUGUCCUUCAAUGCCCAAGCCUACUUCACUCUCUACCUAGAUAUGCUCACUCACUGUACCCUUUGUCUUCCUUUCUCUCCCUCCGUCCACUUCACAGAUUCUCCCAUCGCACCUUUUCGUUAUUUGGAUUUCGGAUUAGAUUCCUCUCUAUAAAUCCCCCCCAAUCAUGGCGGCAGCCCAAUCACCAUCACCCGAUCUUUCCACCGGUAACAAUUUCUUCAUCAUGCCCCUUCCUCUUUUAAUUCUCUCUUCAUCUUGAUCGCUAGGUCUUUCGAUUUGAUCUUCGAUCGAUCUGUUCUGUUUGUGCUCUGAUUUGAUGGGCCGAGUUGUUUCAUGGAUUGGUGGGGAUGGAUUCAAUUCUGAUAUGCGUCUGUAUGAUCUCUGUCAUGUGAUUUGUUGUUUGCUCCAAUUGAAUGAAUGGUUUCUCCAAAUCGGGAACGAGAAUGACUCUUUUGUGUUGUUUACUGCUAAAUAUAGGAUCUUUCUGCAUCUGGGGAUCGUAAAGUUGGAACCUUUGUUUGAUCUGGGUUGCUGGGAUGCUGUUGAAGGGAUAAUUGUGUGUUUCUUACCUUUUAGUGAUCUCAGAUCCUGGUGAUAUGAGAUAUUCUGAAUCUUGUUAAAUUGUCUGAACUCGAAAAUUCUCAUCGACCCCAUUCUUAAACUGGGAAAAGUAGUUGGAAAAAGAGAUGUGAUUGGAUAAAAACCAUGAUAUACCAUUGAGCAUUGUUAGCUGUGUGGAAACCUCUGAAGAUGUUAGCUUGGCCUUUAGAGUAGACAAGUUCUUGUUACCUGUCCUGCCAUUUUGAGUACUGACUCUGUAACCUGAUCCUCAAAGCCCAGUCUGGUGACUAAUAGUUGUUGACACCUUACUUCUUGGUGCAUGGUUUACUGUUUUUGGUAGAGUUAUGUGGGAAUUUCAUUGUGUUGGUUCUGAUAUUUUCUUCUCGGUUUGGCAUUGCAAUCUUGUGAGUUUAACUAGAUCUGGCUGCUUCUUACUUCAAGAGUAUUCACAUUCUUUAAUUUAUCAUGUUUGCAUAAUAGGUGUGUUUGCGUGGAUUUGUGCGCACAUAUUCAUUGCUUCAAGUUUUGCUAUCAACAGUUUUAAGCUUUGGUUGGUCAAAUUAUAUGUACUGCCUGUGUUUGUAAGACUCUUCUGAGUCACUGAGCAUAUUGAUCAUGGAUGCAGAAGAGAAACUUCUUGAACCAGAUAGCAUGAAGGAGCGGGAUGCUGCCACUAUAGGUCAUCCGAGGGACGCGGCUCAGUUUGGAUCUUUUGGUCCCAUUGGAGAUCAAACCGUCUAUCCUCCAAAUAUGUAUGCCCCUCAGCCUCAGGCUUUCUAUUACAGAGGUUAUGAAACUGGUGAAUGGGAUGAAUUUUCUCCUUAUGUCAAUGCUGAAGGAAUGGACAUGGGAUCUGCAGGCAUCUAUAAUGAGAAUCCUUCUCUUGUAUUCCAUGGUGGAUAUGGGUAUGGGCCACAAGUUCAAUAUGGGCCAUAUUCUCCAGUCACACCACCUUUACCUUCUGUAGGUGGAGAUACACAGUUGUACCCUCCUCAACAAUUCCAGUUUUCAGGCCCCCCUUAUUACCAACAGCUUGGUCCUCCUAAUAUGCCAUACAUUCCCCCCCACGCACCUGUUUCACAGCCUGAAUUCAAUACCUUGCCACCAAUGGAUCAUCAAGGUGAGAACAUGCUUUCUAGACCAAGGCCUACUUACCCUCAUACCUCAGGAUCUUUUGGUAGAGGCAACGCUCCUGGCAAUCUUGGUGGUCUUGGUUUUCAUGAGGUGUUUGAUGGAUUAAGGUCUGGGGGAAUAUGGUCAGAUUACUCAAAGCCCUCUGACAGGCACAGGCCUUUUACUCCCUACUCGCCUGCAGUAUCCCCGCAACCAACUGCUCCUUUCGGGUCAUUUGGGCAGAAUGUUGGAAUGGCACCUCAACAACAAAGAACUUUUUAUGGCUUUGGCUCUGGUUCAAGUUCCUUUGGUAGAGGUCAUACAUAUGGUGGUUUUAAUCAAGGGCCCAGCUUGGGAAAUGCAUCCUUUAAGGGUGUGGGGACAAACAAUCGUGGUUGGCUUUCCUUAGAUAAUAGUAGAUGGCGUGGAAAUAACGGUGUUUCUCUGUGUGGCUGCAAUGGCAACCUUGAUAUCCUUAGUGAGCAAAACCGAGGACCAAGGGCCUCAAAGCCUAAGAAUCAAAGCACAACAGAACAACCUGGUGCUUCAGUCGACAGUACCAAAAGCAGCAAAUGCUCUCCAAAGGUCAAUGACGACUCAUACAACCGACAGGAUUUCAUUACUGAAUAUAAGGAGGCAAAAUUCUUCAUCAUCAAAUCAUACAGUGAAGAUAAUGUCCACAAGAGCAUUAAAUAUGGCGUUUGGGCCAGCACACCCAAUGGAAACAAAAAAUUGGAUGCUGCUUAUGCUGAAGCAAAGAAAGCAGAUCCUUGUCCACUUUUCCUCCUAUUUUCAGUUAACGCCAGUGCUCAGUUCUGUGGAGUUGCUGAAAUGACUGGACCAGUAGAUUUUGAUAAGAGCGUGGAUUACUGGCAGCAGGAUAAAUGGAGUGGGCAGUUCCCUGUUAAGUGGCACAUUAUUAAGGACGUUCCCAAUAGUCAAUUUCGCCAUAUAGUUCUGGAGAAUAACGAUAACAAGCCUGUCACUAAUAGUCGGGACACGCAGGAGGUGAAACUCGAUCAGGGCAUCGAGAUGUUGAACAUAUUCAAGAACUAUGAGACAGAGAUGUCCAUCUUGGACGACUUUGACUUUUAUGAAGACAGACAGAAAGCAUUGCAAGAAAGGAAAUCCAGACAGCAGCAAGUGACUCCCAUUCCUGACACUGCUGUUCCAGAAAAUGAACAGAGAAAGGCAGUGAGCCCUCCCGGUACUUUUAUCAAGCAGAUGUCCAAGAGCUUUGCUCAGGUGGUGCGCUUAGACGAUGAUGCCAGCAAACAAAGCUGCAAUGCAGGUGAGGCAGCUGUCCCCGUCCCAUCAGAUGGUUCCAUGGGUGCCAUGGGGAUCCCACACCUCGAAGAAGUCGUGACGACGGCAGUCUCUACUGCUGCUGAAACUACCGGUGGGUAGGAAUAUACGUGAUGACAUCCUCGAUAUCCCAUCCAGACGAUCGUUCUGGCAUGAGGUGGUUGUUUGGGCAGAGGAUUUUCAUUAGCGUGGUGCAUGAAGCGAUGACAGACAGUAUUCUGCAAGUUCUGUCAUGUCAGAUCUUGUGAGAAGGUAGUUUUUGGCUUUGCUGCUCUUAUUAGUUUUGUGAUGGUGUCUCAGGUUUCCAGUUUGUUUGGUUUCUUUUAAGUUUUGGAAGUGUUAGAGGUUGGCAUUAUGAGUUCCUCCAUGUGUAAUAUAAUGCAAUUUGAGCAUUCAGGUAAAAGGGUUUUGCUUUUCCCCCCGCUGGACUCACCCCUUUCAAUGCACUGCGUUUGCUGUUCUGCUGCUUUCAGAUAAUGUAGCAAGUGUAGACGAAAGGUUUCGAAAGUCUUGUUUUUUUUUAAAGAGAAAUCCUCAAGUAAUGGAUUAUAUGACACUGCCAGAGAAAUUGGUUGAAUACUUGAAUGGUUAUAUGGAUUUCGUGA